This is a messenger RNA of Drosophila ananassae, 4258 nucleotides long. Its product is annotated as nuclear receptor coactivator 6-like. Lineage: Eukaryota; Metazoa; Arthropoda; Insecta; Diptera; Drosophilidae. The coding region runs from base 923 to 3778 and encodes 951 amino acids. The record is from RefSeq and is a predicted model, not a curated record. The transcript is spliced from 2 exons.
AAAAUAUGAUUAACAAAACAAACAAAAAAACAGAAAAUCACAUGCAGAAAAUGGGAAUGAAUUUUCAAAUUUUUGCCUUCACAUCCACAGUAUCCACAGUAUAUCCGGUUAAGAGGGGUUUUUUUUUUGUUUAUUUUUUUUGUUUUUUCAACUGCAAUUGCAGCUUCCAAAGACAAGAGAUGCCAAGACAAUAGAGACAAUAAAAAGCGGAGCAAACCGAAAACGCAACUCUCUUGGCCUCUUGGAAAUGGAAAUCUCAUCUUGGCAUUCGCCUAUUGUUGCAUCUUGCGUAAAAAACUAUGUAUAUGAAAUAUUGCGAUCCGAUCGGGGGGCUGCUAAUGAUGGGGAAAUAAAGUCGAUUGAAUGGAAAUAAUACACAGAAAAUAUGUAUCUCUAUAUGGGUGUUGUUCCACAUGCUUGCCACUAAAAAUAAUAUAAUUAAGUUAACAAUAAUGUCCACCUGUUCAUAACCUAGUCAUUGAACAAUUUAAUUUAAACGAUGAUUUCGAAAAUUGUACAUAUAUAGAACAAAAUGUCCAGAUGUUUUGGCCAUUAAUUUGUGUUAUUAGCGGAGUAAGCGAGGUUUUUUGAAUGAUUUGUCCUCUAAUCUAGGUUUAACCUAAAAAUUAAUAUUAUUAAGUCAUUGUAAGAGUAAUUUUAAGAAAUAAAUAUAAUAUUCAAUAUCGAUAGAACCUCUAACGUGGUACUGUACUGUCAGUUUAUCUCUUCACGAGUUAUCGAUUGUUGGAAAUCGAAGCACCCCUGGGGUCAAGCUUUGGAACCACCGAUUAGUGUUGUAAUUGUUAAAAAGUAAGGAGGCUGUCAGGCAACACGUGACACGUUUUUUGUUUGUUUAAAAAUUCAGGUGAAAAAAUUGUGUGCUUCUCUUCGUUAAAUUGUUUUUUGACUAAUUGAUGGCGCAAUGCCGAACCGUAAGUUCCCCAGCACUACUACACAGUCACCGAUGAAGCCCAACCAUCAAAAGUUCCAAAAGACCCCCCAAAAUGGGAGCGAUGAGAAGCCAAAGACCAUUCUCCAGCCGGAUCGUAAGCUACAGCAACAGCAGAAGCAACAGUCGCCACAGGCUACUUUGCAACAAGGCGGGAAUCCAUCAUCCGUAGGUCAGGCCAAGCCGAACAAGAACCAAAACCCUAACCAGGUUCAGGUCCAGGUCCAGGUCCAGCAGCAGCAGCAGCCCAAGAGCGACGUUCCACCGGCCGAAGGACCCAAGAAGAAGCAAAAGAGACUGCGUCUCGGAAAACAUCAGAAGCAAAUGCAUCCGAAGCAAGGCCAGCAGGCGCAGCAGCCGCACCAGAUCCAGCAGCAGCAGCAGCAGCAGAAGGCUCAGCACCAGAACAGGAAUAAUUCCAAUCCGAAUCAGCAGCAGCAGCACCACAUGCCGAACCAGAACAAGCCGAAGCAGCCGCAGUUGUUGCAGCGUCCGUCUCACUUGCAGCAGCAGCAGAAUCAGAAGAUCCACAAUCCGCAGCAGCAACAGCUACAGAACCAGAAGAUGCAUCAUAGUCCGCAACAGCAGUAUCAUCACAAAGUGCACAAUCAGCAACAGCACCAGCAGCAGCAUCAGCAUCAGAAGAUGCACAACCAGCAGCAGCAGCAGCAGCAACAGCACCAAAAGAUGAACAACUUGCAACAGCAGCAUCAGCACCAGAAGAUGCACAGUCCGCAGCAUCACCAGAAGAUGCACAAUCCGCAUCAGCCGCAACCACAGCAGCAGCAGCAGCACUUUGUGAAUAACAAGAAUCAGCCGGCGGGCUUGUUGCAACUUCAGAAACCGAUUCAGCAGCCGCAGCAGCGUCCAAAUGUACCGCAGCAGCCGCACUUUUUCCCCAAGAACCAUCAGCAUCACCAGCAGCAGCAGCAGCAACAGCAGAGCUUGCAGCAUCAGAACUAUCAGAAGAACUUGCAGCAUCAGUUGCAACAGCAGCAGCAACAACAGCUGCGCCAGCAGCAGCAGCAUUUGCAUCAGCAUCAGUAUUGUCAACCGAAGCUGCAGCACUUCCAGCCGGACAGGCAGCAGCAUCUCUUGCAACAGCAGCAGUCGCUGCAACAGAUACCGCAGCAGCUGCCGCUUCAGCAGGCGCCUCUGCAGCAGCCGAUGCUGCAGGCGUCGCUGCAGCAACUGAAUCUACAGCAGCCGCCCUCGCUGCAGCAACUGAAUCUGCAGCAGAAGCCAAAUCUGCAGCAGGCGACGCUGCAGCAACCGAAGUAUGUGCAGCAGCUCUCAGGGCAGGGACCCUGCUAUCAGCAGCAACCACAACCGCAGCAGCAGCAGCAACCUCUGCAGCAACGUCCGACUCGUCCCUCUCCGGUGCCCAUGAAUGUGCCCAUCCGGAAUACGGCCUUCCCGGCCAACCAGGAGUACGUGCCCCAGCCGGGACAAGGCGCUCAUCAGGCGCAGCAGUUGCAGCAACCCCCGCAGCAGCAGAAGCCCCCGCAGCAACAGCAGCAGCAGCAGCCCUACCAGUCGGAGAAUCGCUUCCAGGAGGCCACCGGGAAUAUGAAUUUUCCGCCCAACUCCUACCAGGCGCCCAACGACUGGCGCGUCCUGAGCAACCGCGUCCACCGCGACGGCGCCACCAUCGAAAUGGUCUAUACGGGAGUCGAGUGCCUGCCCCAGACGGGCAACGAGAGCUGCAACUUUGUCGCCCGGCCGGGCAUCACCCGGGCGACGCUGAACCUGCCGCAGGGUGUCCUGCCCACCGCCACGGCCGGAUGCCUGCCGAACAUGCCGUCCCUGAUCAGCGCCAUGGACCACUUCGCCAAUCCCGAUGCCCAUCCACCGGAUGCGGAUCUGGGCCCGAAGACCACUGUGACCAUGAUACCGGAGAACAAAGUGGGUGGGAAGCCGCAGACCCUGACUAUCGAACCCUUGGGCUGCUUCGAGGCACCGCCGCUGGAGCCCGGGGCUCUGAACAUGGCCUUCCAGAGCUACAGCCUGAUGGACUUGCAGCUGACGGAGAAGACGGGCAAUCCGGAUCCCAACUGCUCCGUAUUUAGUGCCAACUUGUCGCCAUCCUUUCUGCUGACGCCGCACUACCAGCACCGCCUCCAGGCGGCCGUCCUGCAGACUGAGAUUCCGCUCUUGGACGCCCUGCUGCCCAUCGUCCAUGACAUUCGCGAGGAGAACGCCCAGAUGACCCGGAUGGGCCAGGUGCCGAUGAUGUUCCCGGCACCGAAUGCCACCAUGCAGAUAUUCCAGGACUAUUCCGAUACCAUCGACAUGGCUGGAGGAGGACUUGGAGCUGGACAAGGUGGAGCAGGAGCUGGACUUGGUGGAGCUGGAACUGGAGCUGGUCUGGGAGGCCUUUCAGGAGCUUCAGGAGACAUGGCAGGUGUUCAGGGAGCUGGUGGAGCUGCCAGCUUUGGAGGAGUUCCAAACAUCAAUGGAGGAGCUGCCGCCUUCGGAAGAGCUGGUCUGGGAGGAGUGGCCAGUGCGGAGAGUCUGCGAGGAUCUGCCAGCGUGGAGAACCUCCUCGACGGCAUAAGAGUGACUGGCUUUGGUGAUUUCGGAGGAUUGGACGGAGGAGGCACCGGCGACAUGGGUGGAGGUGGUGGCCUGCUCCAGACUCUGUAUCCCUACGGAUCACUGCCCAUGCCCCAAAUCGUGUCUCCGAAUUUUGGAAAUUCCGGAAGUGCCGCCGUUCCCAUUCCGCCGGACUUCACUCGGCCACCGCCCGGCUAUCCGGAGGCGCCGCGCCCCGAAGCCGCGACACUGCCGGACUUUAGUCAGCCUCCUCCGGAGUUCUCUCGGUCCUGAAGAGUGCCUUAAAUCGAUCCGUAAUCCUCAAAUCCUGAAAUGCAAGUUGUAGUUUUUUUCCUUUUUUUUUUUUUCUUUUGUAUCGCCACGAAUUAUGUACACUGAGAGGAACUCCUACCGACUUUUGGCUCUGUGAUUGGAAGUGUUUUUUGAUCAGCUUUAAUGCAUAUAUUCCUAUAUAUAUAUAUAGAGCAUAGGAGUAUAUGGCAGGGAACAGCGAGUCUACUUUCGUAUUAUCGUUUAUCGAUUAUCGAUUAUCGAAAUACUAUCGAUAAAAAUGCGAUGACUCGAGGAGAAAACAAUCAACAAUUAUCACUUUUUUGGAACGUACGUUUGCCCGAUUUUGUAAUCCUGGUAACCAGGAGGCCUCAUCUCUUACAUAUCAUCUCAGAGAGCAAGUGAUCAAGUUAUCAAGUGAUCAAGUAAUACCAGCAACCGAGUUUUGUAACAAAUUGGAUAUGUGGAAAUCACCGAGAAAAU